AUGGAAGAGUCAGAGCAAACGACCGAUAGCUCUUAUUCCUUUCUGUCAAAGUCCUUCGAAAGUGGAGGAAACUUUCUGAGAAACUACGAACAGCACGACACAAAAUGGGAUCUCGUGUCACCGAUGACACAACGUGUCAUCCUCAAUCGAUCGACGGCACCAACUCAAUUGAAACGCCGAAGAUCUCAAUCUUUCAAUGAUUUCAUCGAUAUAGUCGCAACAGAAACAAGUUCCUUGCUGCCACCUACAAAAUCUGUACAGCUUCCACAUCAUCAUAUUUCAGAGCCGCUCAUUGGCCAUGCCGACACGCAGAAUGGGAAACAUCAGCCUCAACAGCACGAACAAAAUAAUGAUCCAGAACAGCAAAAGGAACUGACGGGUCCACAAGAAGCAAAAUUAAUUGACGAGCCUCCACGCAAUCCUGCUUGGAUAUGUGUUUUGUUUGGUGUCAUCAACGCCAGCAUUGUCAUCCCCGUGGUCAUGAGUUUUGGAAACAUCAUCUAUCAGAACGCAGCCUUUGCACCAUAUAUGCCAGUCUUGAUCAAGCUCACCAUGGUUUCUGGAGUGGUCCACCAACUAUGUUUUUCCACCUUUUCUUCCUUGCCCUUUGCUGUGGGGAGCGUCCAAGAUGCAGGGCUCAUCUUUCUGUCUUCCAUGGCUUCCGAUAUGGUAGUGUACUGUCGACAGCAGGGGUAUAAUGAUGAAGUAAUGCUGGCAACAGUCACGGUUGGUCUGGGAUUGGCUGCAGCCUUACUGGGACUAGGAUUAGUAGUGGUUGGGAAACUGAGACUAGCAGGUUAUGUCCAAAUGCUUCCCAUCUGUGUCGUUGCUGGAUACUUGGCGUACAUUGGAUUAUUCUGUGGUAAAGCGGGAAUCAUCCUCAUGGCUGGGGGAAGAAACGGUUUAUCCUUUCCAAAGUUGGUGGUAGACAAUUAUCUGUUUAUUGCACCAGGCAUUGCUGGUGGUCUCUUCAUCUACUAUUCGGUGAGAAAAUUGAAGCACGUGGCAGUCCUUCCCACGACGAUUCUUCUUCUAUUUCUGAUUUUUUAUGCAAGCUUGAGCAUGUCGGGGUGCACCUUGAAAGAGGCUACAGAAGAUGGGUGGAUUCGGAAAGCGGAACCUUCACCAGUGUGGUAUCGAACAUGGGAUUACAUCCAACCAAGCUUGGUCGCUUGGUCCGCGCUACCUCGAUUACUCCUAACAGAGUUAAGUAUGAUCUUUGUCGUCGCGUUAUCAAGCUCCCUUGAUGUCGCAGCCAUUGAGUUGGAGGUGAAGCGACCUUUGAACUACAACAAAGAGUUGAUUGUGGUGGGAAUCAGCAAUAUGGUGUCAGGUCUGACGGGAGGUUACACGGGGAGUUACAUCUUUAGUCAAAGCAUAUUUACGCUACGAGCAGGCAUUCGAGAACGACUGCCUGGCUUUGUCUUGGCAUUCUGUCAAUUGGCGGUUAUUGUCAUACCGUUUCCCAUUCUGGCAUACGUUCCAAACUUUUUCUACGGUUCACUUCUGUUCAUGAUCUGCCUGGACCUCAUGUAUGACUGGCUAUGGGACAUUCGCACAAAGGUCACCAAAGCCGAGUACUUGAUUGGACUGGCUACCUUUGUCUUGAUACAGCUGCUGGAAGUUGAGUAUGGAAUCAUUGCGGGAGUGAUACUUUACGUUGUAUGUCGCAAGGCUGGCGUCGAUGUCGGCGAACUCAAGAUUGCCACUACAGAAGACGGGAUCGAACAGUAG
Messenger RNA from Cylindrotheca closterium, 1734 nucleotides. NCBI's taxonomy places the organism in Eukaryota, Bacillariophyta, Bacillariophyceae, Bacillariales, Bacillariaceae. The record is from the annotation of a GenBank genome assembly.